CCUUUACAUCUGAACAUUUCAAGAAGCAGCCUGUCUGGAUUUAAUCAAAACCAAAUGGGAAACCAACUUCCCAGCCUAGACUGAAGCAACCAGGAGGAAGUCACUGUACGGAGGCAGAACACAGUUUAAAAAAAAAAAAAAGAAGACAGAUAAAAGUUGACAGUUUCACAAAAUCUGCAGAAAAGGAAAAUCUGUCCAGCAAAUUGGGUCUACGCACUGGAAGCCCAGGAUGAGGUUAGCAAGCUGCUUAUGUGAUCGACAGGAACCUUUGCACUUAUUGUAUAAUAAUGUCCUGGAGUAAUAUGACUGCUGGGGAUUUCACAUGAGAGAUGGGGGUUUCCCAGAUCAUUGGCUAUGCUUUCCAUGGCUUCUAAUUAUUGAAAUCACAUGGUCUGCUGUAUAAGAAACCUUUUCAACACUCUGCUGUUGAACUACUAUGACGUCUGUUGUCAUUAGGAAUAGGAUCUGGGAAGACUAUGUAACUCAGUGGAUGGGGUCGUCGAAUUCUUCUGGAAAUUAUACCAUUUGUUGUCAUGGGCUUACAACGGAACAUUUUGAAUCAAAAAUGGAAAAACAUGAAGCUGACAUAGAGGAGCACAAGAAAAACAAUGUGAUACUUUCACAAUGUUAUUAUCCUGGAGAUUCCAAUGGGUUUUUUAAUUUACAAGAAGGAACGUCAAAAAAGAUUGAUGAAAAUGAUAACCUCAGUAUGGACACCGGACACGUUUCUUCAGACCCUAGUACUGAAGCAGAUGUACAGAACAGUGUUGGGAAUGAUGAGCACUGUGUCAAAGCAACUGAACUUCAUUCACAUCAGGUGGAAGUAAACAGUGACAUUGCAUCACAAAAUGAAAUCCACGAAGACUGCAGCAAAGGAGAACAUUGUGGGGCUGAAAAUGGCUUAUUACAGCCAGAGGAAGAUAACGAUGAUACCAAAGGUGGCUGUGUGGGUAGCAGUAGUGAAAGCAUCAUGGAAAAUGUUAACAUACUGGAUUUUAUUUCUGAAAAUGAUGCAUCAGGAGAAACAUGUAAUUCUACAGAUAUGGAGGAAAUUGUUAGGCACGGCAAACAGCUGCUGCAUUCGGCUUUAAUUGCACAACAACGAAGAAAAAUAGAUGAUUCAAAAGAUGCGCAUGAAAAACCCCUGUGUGAUUCGGUACUUGAUAGUCCUCCUUGUGGUCCAUGUACAAUGUCUGAAACGGGUUCUAAAAAUGUAACUCUGCCUCACCACUGUUCAGAUGGAGUAAAAAAACAGGACAAUGUGGACGGCCUUCCAAAGCCUCUAAACAAGAGCUUAAAAAAUGUAUAUUUAACAGAUUUUGUCCACUGCCUUCACUACAAAGAUACCGUUAAAGCCCAUGGAACUGUCCAUGAUAAAGUUAGACUUCGGAGAAAAAAGAAAUUAAGAGAAGACAUUAAUAGAGCAAGAGUUGACUCAAUGGUGCUGCUAAUUAUGAAACUGGAUCAGCUAGACCAAGAUAUAGAAAAUGCUCUCCAUACGCAGUCUCCAUCCAGCAAACCAGAUGUCAGCCAGCCACUCCCUGCAAAUGAUAUAGUGAGCGGAGCAGGGAGGGAACAUGUGGCCCCACAAUGUCAUCUUCCUAGAAAUUUCUCCCCAUUUUCUGAACGCGGAUUCCCUGGGCAGAUCCCUGGCUGUGGAGCUAAACCAAAGAUUGCAACAAUGCCAGCUAUUUCUGAAAAGGAGAGGGCUGUCAGAGACACGAUAAAAGAUGUGACACAGGACAUAGGAAGUUACACAGGAUAA
This is a messenger RNA of Xenopus tropicalis (tropical clawed frog), 1765 nucleotides long. RefSeq names its product rho GTPase-activating protein 7-like. The transcript is spliced from 6 exons. The record is from RefSeq and is a predicted model, not a curated record. The coding region runs from base 437 to 1765 and encodes 442 amino acids. NCBI's taxonomy places the organism in Eukaryota, Metazoa, Chordata, Amphibia, Anura, Pipidae.